Hemiscyllium ocellatum (epaulette shark) is the source of this 5219-nucleotide messenger RNA. RefSeq names its product apoptosis resistant E3 ubiquitin protein ligase 1 (gene arel1). The record is from RefSeq and is a predicted model, not a curated record. Gene Ontology annotation, biological process: protein polyubiquitination; positive regulation of protein catabolic process; negative regulation of apoptotic process. Gene Ontology annotation, molecular function: ubiquitin-protein transferase activity. NCBI's taxonomy places the organism in Eukaryota, Metazoa, Chordata, Chondrichthyes, Orectolobiformes, Hemiscylliidae.
GGGUCCCUAGGAACAAGAUGAAGAGGGAGGACCAGUGGAGGUGGAGGGCACAGAACAGCUUGAACGCUGAAAUUAAAGCCAUGAACUGCUGACAGAUGCUCUUAUUCUUUGUAUUGUUCAGCCUGGAAUCACAGCUAUUGUUAGCAAACACAACAAAGAGGUGUGAGAAACUCUGUAUUUAACUGUAUUCUGAAACUCAGGGUUGCAGUAUAAUAUUGUACUCAUUUAUGAUGGCCUGAUGGACCGCUGCAUUUUGACUUUCCUGCUCACCUUUUGUCUUUGUGUGUUGGCCUGGGAACUGAGGUGGAAGAACCUUGGAGAGAAACAGAUUAAAGAAUGGAUCAAUGCUAAUAAUCUUCUCCAAUAUAAGGUCUUGUUUGAUGGUGUGCAGAAUUUAGAUGCACUAGCAGUGCCGAGUACUUUGUUCCGUCUGAAGGUAGCAUUCUUGGAUGACUGUGCGGUUCAGAAGAUAGAAGCAGCCCAAUGCCAACUGGUGAAGGAAUUAGCACUGCAGGAGUGGCUCUUCACUCAGGGUCAAGAGCACCGUUUCCAUGUGAUAAAAUCAUUGAGCUGCAGCACCCUUACUGAUCUGAUCCAGUUUGACAGUGAAUCGCAGGUAGCUCUCACAGCCAGGGGUUACAUCUACGGUGACUACCACAGGAAGAUCCUUGAGAUUACAAAGAGCCCCCUAGAGUGGGAACACAAACUAAAGCUUGUACACAACUUAGUCCAGAGACGCAGAGUUGAAAAGUGGUCUGUAGUGGGAGCAGUGGUUUUUGCCUCUAGUACCACUCUUCGCACUCUAAAGAGAGACCUGAUGUUUAUCGUUGUUGGUGGCAUCGCAGUUUCCAUAAUAGCAUUCCUCUUUACUGCCAAGUUUCUCUAUGAGCUAUUCGCACGGGUUAUCAGCUUUCUUCAAAAUGACAACAGAGGUAGGCGAGGAAACCGCACCAUUUAUGACUACGUGCGUGGGAACUAUCUGGAUCCCAGGUCAUGCUUAGUAACUUGGGAUUGGAAGGAUUCUCCGGAAGUUGGGCAUAUCAUGACCUUUAGGAUACAUUUGUUCUACAAGAAUGGGCGACCAUUUCCUGCACACCGUCCUGUGGGAUUACGGAUUCACAUUUCACACAUGGAGCUUGGGUUGGAUGUUCCAGUCACACAGGAAGUACUCCAUGCACAGAAGAGCAAUGUGGUGAAGGUGGGCUUCACAGUGAGAAAGGCAGGAAGGUACGAACUCUCUAUCAAAGUCGGAGGAUCGAAUGUGGCUUACAGCCCAUACUAUAAAACUUUUCAACCUGGAUCUGUCUUUCCAGCAAAAACAAAAAUUCUCUACCAUUUCUCCACUUUGGUACUGACCAGUGGACAGCAGCACACAUUGCAGAUCGCCCCACGUGAUGAAUAUGAUAAUCCAACAAGUAAUGCAUUGUCUGUCAUUGGGCAGGAUGAUUACAAAGUCCAAAUCAAAGAGCUUGGUGGCCCUGAAAAUGAAAUGUCAGAUGUUUUGUUUCAUAAAACCAUUUCCUUGAAUAAGUCAAAGUGCCUAGUGCUUCUGAACUUGACAUUGUGGAGAAAAGGUUGUUUUCGAGCAUCUGUUACCUACUGGGACCAAUUGAUUGGUAAUGGGGUGUUUGACAUCAUUGUUCUCAGUGACAAUGAAAAGAACACAGUAGAAAAGAACGUCUCAACCCCAGGAACCAGUGUUUGUUUUGAAGCAUACUUGUAUAACACUGCAAAUUAUGCUAAUUCUCAGUGGCAAUUACCAUCAAUACCACCUUCGAGCAUGGGUCGGCACCCAUCAACCAAUACAGAUGAAGAAGAUGAUGAGAAAGAUUUGGAUCAGGAAAGUCAGACGGCUGAAAAAGUGAAAAAACCCAAGAAGGUCUAUUGUUACAUAUCACCAAAGCAAUUCUCAGUGAAGGAGUUUUAUCUGAAAAUCAUACCCUGGAGACUUUUUACUUGCAGAGUAUGUCCAGGAACAAAGUUUUACUACCAUAGUCUAGAUCCAGUGCACAAGUUCCUCACAUUAGUGGUGGAUGAUGGAAUACAGCCUCCUGUAGAACUCAGUUGUAAAGAAAGAAACAUCAUGGCAGCAACAUUUAUUCGUUUCUUACAUAAGAACAUUGGUGGUUCUGAAACGUUCCAAGACAAAGUGAAUUUCUUUCAGCGAGAACUUCGUCAAAUGCACAUGAAACGUUCACAUACAAAGAUUGUGCUGAAAAUCAGCCGUCACAGUUUCCUUGAGUCGUCCCUGAAAGCAACAAGAAACUUCUCUGUUUCUGAUUGGAGCAAGAAUUUUGAAGUGAUUUUUCAGGAUGAAGAAGCAUUGGACUGGGGUGGCCCACGCAGGGAGUGGUUUGAAUUGAUGUGUAAAGCACUCUUUGAUCAAAGCAAUGGUCUGUUCAUGCACUUCAGCGACAAUAACCAGGGGCUGGUACACCCAAACCCAGACCGAUCACCUCAUCUUCGACUGAAGUUGUAUGAAUUUGCAGGGAAAGUAGUUGGGAAGUGCUUAUAUGAAUCUGCUCAGGGUGGAGCAUACAAACAGCUAGUUUGUGCACGCUUUACUCGUUCAUUCUUGGCACAAAUUAUUGGACUCAGGAUGCACUAUAAGUAUUUUGCAACAGAUGAUCCAGAAUUCUACAAGAGUAAAGUAUGUUACAUCUUGAAAAAUGAUAUGAGUGAAAUGGACCUCGUUUUUGCUGAGGAAAAAUACAACAAGUCGGGACACUUAGAGAAGGUUAUAGAGUUGAUAGCUGGAGGUGCACAGAUGCCAGUAACCAAUGACAACAAGAUAUUCUACCUGAACAUGCUGGCACAGUACAGAUUGGCCAGUCAGGUGCGGCAAGAAGUGGAGUAUUUCCUUAAAGGCUUGAAUGAAUUGAUUCCAGAAAAUCUUCUCGCUAUAUUUGAUGAAAAUGAGUUGGAGCUGUUGAUGUGUGGGACUGGCAACAUCAGUGUACCUGAUUUCAAGACCCAUGCUGUCAUUGUUGGAGGGUCCUGGCACUUCCGAGAGAAGGUAAUGAAGUGGUUCUGGACAGUAGUGUCCAGUUUCACACAGGAAGAGCUUGCUCGGUUGUUACAGUUCACGACAGGUUCCUCCCAACUCCCUCCAGGAGGAUUUGUGGCAAUGUGCCCAUCUUUUCAGAUCAUAGCAGCGCCUACGCAGAAUACCUUGCCCACAGCUCAUACCUGCUUUAACCAGUUGUGCCUUCCUACUUAUGAUUCCUACGAAGAACUGCACAAAAUGCUGAAACUGGCUAUUAAUGAAGGCAGUGAAGGAUUUGGAAUGCUAUAAUCAUAAGGCUUUGGGACAUGACAAAGUGAACCUAUCCUCUCGAAUGCUGCGAAAAAUACAGGGUCCAGGGACUGCGAAGUUAAGAUUGACAUGGUUUGCCCAUUUGUCUACCACUUCCAAGACAGAAAUGGAUUGAGCAAUGAUAUUCCAAUCUAAUUGUUCAGUUGCUGAAAGAUGGUGAGAUGAUCAGCAUACUCCAGUCAACAUUUUCCAAACUCCACUGUAAUGCCAUCAUUACAUACAAACACUUCAUUCCAAAAUGAAGGGGAAUGUUUUUCAGGUUCCGUGAUCAGCAUCAGUCUUCUGCAUAUUUGUCUGAUUUACAAAUGACUCUAUCUGGGGAGAUUUGUUUUCAAGAUUUGAUUAUCUGAUUGGUUUGUCAGAAAGUAGAAAAAACUUUGAAUGUUUGCAAGCAGCCACUAAAGCUCCGUGUCAAUUUGUUCUUGGAGCACACAAUAUUCUUUGUCAAACAGCAUUUUGAGCACACACUGAAAAGGAGUUGGUACGUGGACUUGCAACUGCAAGCCAUUGAGAGUUUUUUUAUGAUUUUGCACUGACCUUGGUACAGGGCACUCAACUGUGAAAGAAACCAAAAGCAAUGCCAGGUUCUAAGACCUGCCUUCUAGAUUGUCCUAUUCAUUGAACUAUAACCUCUCUGCUGGCCUCCUCCUUGAUUAAUGACUGUCACAACACAUCUCAAACCUUCAAAUAAUUGCAUUUUUUUCCAUAAGCUGCAUCUUUUGCUGAACCACUGAGACGGGUGCCAGCCAAUCUCAGACUUUCAAAAAGGAGGCACUGUUUUCAGUUCAUAUUUCACUUCUACUUCCAGUUUGCCUGUUAGUAAAGUUGAAGUACAGAUGUUGGGAAUGUGAAGUAAGAACAGAAUACUGGAAAGAACUUAGCAUCUCCGGAGAGAGCAACAGAGUGAACAUUUCACGAUAAUGAACUUUCAUCAUAAUUCACAACUUUCGGGAUUAUAUUCCAUAAUUAAGAUAGUGAAGUAGACAAAGAAUGAGUUGAUCACCAAUGAGUGGGAUCGAAAUGUGGGAGCACGAAAGGUCUCCAGUAGUAAAUACAGUAUCAUAUAACAUUCACAGAAAAAUCUAAGAUCACUAGCAAUAGAAAAUAAGUACUUCUAAUUCUCAGUUACAUGUUAAAUACUUUCUGAAGAGGUUGUUAUUAGGAGCCUUGUCAUGAGGACCUCCUUCAAAGAAUUGAUUAUUUUACGUGGUUGAGAUUAAGCUGAUGCAUGUUCUGUCAGGUUGUGGUAUAUACAGAUGAUUCUAGUUGGAAGUUAGUAAUUACUUUGUGGGUUGUCUAAUGUGAGUAAAAUGCUGUUUUAAAGGCAGGUUUCACAGUGCAACUGGAAGCCAGCUGGACCGCAUGGAUCUUGCCUUUUUAUUACUACAGGGAUAUCACAAGCUGAAGUACAGAGGGUGGUGACUGUCUUUGUCUCUGGUUUUAGAUCUCAGCUAAGAUUAUGCUUGUCUUGUAAGUAGACUUCAAAUCAGGGUUUUUUUUCUUUGAUAUGGCCUGAUUUUAAUCACCCACUCAAAUACCAGUAAUAAGGAGAGAUGUAGUUCAUACGUACCAUGAAUCUUCCCAUGUCCAUUGUCUGUCAAAAAAAAACCAUCAUCUGCAUUCCUCCACACGCUCAUGGCAAACUUUCAAUCCAGAUAUUCUCAUACAGGUUGGGAGCAAAGAAGUUUGUGACUGUAAACAAUCAAAGCAUAUUUGUAGUUCACAGCAUUUAUUGUAACUUGACUUCUUAUUGCACACUUAGAAGUAGACUUAUGGCCUUCCUUCUUUUAUAUUUCUAUUAUAUUCCUCAAUCAUGUCACAGUAAUUAAAUGCAUUUGGUUUUUAGAGCUUUUGAGAAGCAUUCACUUGUUAUUUUGUUUUUGUUGGAAUUUGAUGUCUUCUA